This is a messenger RNA of Leguminivora glycinivorella, 2125 nucleotides long. RefSeq names its product eukaryotic translation initiation factor 3 subunit J (gene eIF3j). The transcript is spliced from 7 exons. The record is from RefSeq and is a predicted model, not a curated record. Gene Ontology annotation, cellular component: cytoplasm; eukaryotic translation initiation factor 3 complex. Lineage: Eukaryota; Metazoa; Arthropoda; Insecta; Lepidoptera; Tortricidae. Gene Ontology annotation, molecular function: translation initiation factor activity. The coding region runs from base 309 to 1025 and encodes 238 amino acids.
AGUGUUUCGGAAAUUACUGUCUGCAAUGGAGUCAUAUUUUUGCUUAUCAAAUUCUGAUUCUAUUUUCUUUGGGAAUUCGCCAAAAUUAUGUCAUUUCUUCAUCGUUUCUCAAUCCGGUCGUUGUCAUAGUAGAAAAGCGUCGAACGUUUGACAAAAUCCGCUAGUGAAUAUCGUUAUUAAAUUCAGUGUCGACCCUGGAGACAUCUUGUGAUAAAAAGCAUUGCGGCGAGUCAUUUCGCUGUCUCUGAUUUAGUCUUCACGUGAAACGAGUAACAAAAUUAGAUUGGUGCUAUUUAGUGUCCGCAAUCAUGGAGGAGUCGUGGGAUGCGGAAAAUUUCGAGCCCAAAUUGCCGACCACGUUGACAUCUUCGAAUAAAUGGGAGGGCGAGGACGAGGAAGAGACCGUCAAGGAGAGCUGGGAGGACGAGGAGGAGGAAAAGAAGGACGAAGAGAAGCUGCCGCCGCCGCCACCUAAGCCCAAGAAGAAAAUUGCGGACAAAAUAGCUGAAAAAGAGCGUCUGGAACGCGAGAAGGCCGAGCGCCUGGCGGCCGAGAAGGCGGAGGCGGAGAUGACGCCCGAACAGAAGCUUGCCGAGAAGCUCAAGAGACAGAAGCUGCAGGAGGAAUCCGACCUCCGUCUGGCCAUGGAGACCUUUGGACUCACAGAAGCCGGAGUCGGCAAGAUAGACAGCUUCAACCCGACUACAAAGGAGGAGUUUACAGAGUUUGCCGAGCUGCUCGUCAAGAAGAUCACCCUAUAUAAGGCCAGGGAUGAGUUCCCGGAGUUCGCUGAUGAGCUCGUUAAGAAUAUUGUUGUUCAAAUGUCCUCCCUUGACAUCAAGAGGAUAAAGCUGACCGUGGACAACCUGUACAUCGAGAAGCAGAAGGCAGAGAAGAAUGACAAGGGCAAGAAGCCCAACAAGGGCAAGGGCAAAGCCAAAUUAAAAGUGGAGGGGGACAAUGCUCACCUGAACCAAUACGACGCCUACGGCAACUACGACGAGGAUUACGACGACUUCAUGUAAACGUACCUUUAGCCCGAUACCUGGCUCCCGCUUGCGAGCACACGCGGGCCCAUUUACACGGUGCGAGCAUGCGAGUCUCAUUACAUUGUAGUACAAUCGCCAUCAGAUAUAUCGGAGCUGCCAAGGCUCUCAUAAAUAUCGGAACACGUCUCUAUUGGGUAGGUAAAGUUUUCUGAAGAUAGGCAAAUAUAUUUUUCUCAUAGAAUACGUUAUUAACGAUCACGGAAAGGAGACUUUUUUUCUAUUUCGUAUAAUUUAUUUAUUAUCUUUUUUUAAGUGAUCGAAAUGGCGUUUGUUAAAUUUAAUAGCAGAUGAGGUGAUUGCCUUUCCUCGUGCUGAAUGUAUGAAAUUAGAAAAAAAAGCUAUGUCAAAUGUCAGUGUCACUUAGGUAUCAUUGUUUUUUUUUUCUAAUUUCUUAUAAUUCAGCACGCGCAAAGGCAUUGUCACCUCAUCUUCUAUUAAAUUUCACAAAAAUCAUUCAGCCACUUAAAAUAAGAUAAUAAAUAAAUUAAACGAAAUAAAAAUAAAAGAUCCGCCUUUUAGUGAUCGUUAACGUAUUCUAUCAGAAAAAUAUAUUUGCCUAUCUUCAGGAAACUUUACUUACCCAAUUGUCAAGAGUGCGUGCUUGUAUAUUUAUGAGCGUUUCGAGCGUCAUUGCAUGUAAUGAGUCCGCAAUGUAAAAAUCGUAUGCAAGAUCGCGCAGUCUAAUGAACUUUUAUAGUCUGUAUACUCUGUCCCCCUUAUUAUUAAACGUUCACUAAAAUCAUCAAGCCGAUAAAGUUCGUUUGUCCCUUUCUCACACACCAAUAAGUCGGAAAGGGACACACGAUCUUUAUCGGCUUGAUAAUUUUAGUAAAUGUUUGUGAAUAUGGGUAUAUCUUUAGGUAUUUAAAUAAUAGUAAACAAAAUCUACCCUCAGGCUCCUUACGCCAGUUGAAGGUAAAUGAAAAAUAUUACACGACCAUAAGAAGGUUAAAGGACUUCCGGUUCGAGCGCUCUAUAAUAAUUUAUUUUUCUUUUACUCAAUAAUAUUUCUUAAAGUGUAAUAUCGAUAGCUUAUUAUGCAGUAAACUAAUGUUGUAGUGAGAAGCUGAUGAAGA